This is a messenger RNA of Glarea lozoyensis ATCC 20868, 1257 nucleotides long. RefSeq lists its product as uncharacterized. Gene Ontology annotation, biological process: cytoplasmic translational initiation. Gene Ontology annotation, molecular function: translation initiation factor activity. The record is from RefSeq and is a predicted model, not a curated record. The transcript is spliced from 2 exons. The coding region runs from base 1 to 1257 and encodes 418 amino acids. Gene Ontology annotation, cellular component: cytoplasm; eukaryotic translation initiation factor 3 complex. Lineage: Eukaryota; Fungi; Ascomycota; Leotiomycetes; Helotiales; Helotiaceae.
AUGCAGUACUGUUUUGUCGAAGGCAGCUUUGCUGAUUUGGCACGAGACCUGGCGGAAUACCUACAUAUCACCGCCGAAGUCGAACCCCUCCUCGAGGCAAAUUCCAAGGAUGAAGUUCUUAAGAAGCUUGUGACGGCUUCCGCUGGAUUGAACUCCUACCCCGAGAAGGAAUUUACGGCUGCUUAUAACCUUUUGGUAUAUCUGGUCAUGCAAUCACCAAACGUCAACAUGUUUUUGCCCCGCAUGUGCGGUAAUCUUUCGAAUACCAAAUCUUUCAGCUCAGCCAACGGGACCGGUCUUGCGCUGAACGUCCUUACAACAAUUUUUAACCUUUUGUCGGCAGACAACGAAGUUAGAUUCGACGUGUUUCAAGCUAUCCUUAAGAAUGUCAAGGGUACAAUAUCUUUCGAGACACUGCGCCCACAGUUGAAGAAAUUGGAUCAAUGGGUUGAAGAAUGGGAUCUGGAUGAGGAAGAGCAAAGAAAACUUUUUGCGCUUAUAGUAGCAGUCGCGGACGACGCUGGCGAAGCAACAGAGUCAUACCAGUACACCUUAAAAUCGCUUCGCACAUUUCCUUCGGCCGAGGUUUCGAGCCCCGAUGCGCAAGAGCUUUCUCUGAAGGCUUUGAAGGCAGCUCUACUUUCCCCUACUCACUUCGACUUUCACGAUCUCACUUCUCUACCAACCAUCCAAGCACUCUCCGAUUCCCACCCAGAGUAUUCCGAAUUACUCGAGAUAUUCUCUGAGAAGGAGCUUGAAGACUACAACGAUUUCCGAGAUGAGAACGAGGAGUGGUUGGAGAAGCAGGACCUGGAUAACAGUACCCUUCACCGAAAAAUGAGGCUUUUAACACUUGCAAGUGUAGCCGCAAGUACAAACAGCAAAGAGCUCGAAUACAAGCGAAUUGCGAAGGCUUUGCAGAUUCCAGUCGAGGAUGUCGAGAUGUGGGUUAUCGAUGUUAUCCGCGCCAAAUUGAUUGAAGGAAAAAUGUCGCAACAGAAGCAAUUAUUCCUUGUUCACCGAACUACGUAUCGCGUUUUUGGCGAAAAACAGUGGCGGGAGGUUGCUACCAGACUCGACCAGUGGAGAACAAGCUUGAGGGAUGUCAAAGGAGUCAUCAAUAGGGAGAGACAGCAAGCCGAGGCCCAAAAAGAACGCGAAAUGCACGAUAUGGAGCGGAAGGUCGCUGGGGCCGGUAUGGGAUCAGGGCGGCGAAUGGGUGGGCGGGAUAAUAUGGUCGAAAUGGGUACCGAUUGA